Sinocyclocheilus rhinocerous is the source of this 1147-nucleotide messenger RNA. Its product is annotated as small membrane A-kinase anchor protein-like. Lineage: Eukaryota; Metazoa; Chordata; Actinopteri; Cypriniformes; Cyprinidae. The transcript is spliced from 2 exons. The record is from RefSeq and is a predicted model, not a curated record. Gene Ontology annotation, molecular function: protein kinase A regulatory subunit binding. The coding region runs from base 619 to 888 and encodes 89 amino acids.
GUGUGCCCGUGAACAGAAACAGGAAGAAUUUCCCAGCUGCACAUUCAGUCAUAUAGAUAGAUGGCCAUGAUUGAAUGGACAGAGAGAAGUGCAAAAGCAACACGGAUUCAUGCGCUGUUGUGCUGCUUCGCUGUCCUGUCAUUGGAAUGAAACUGAAACGUUAUCAUCAUUAUAUGUGGACUCCGGACGCACAUGCUGAAUUCUGACCCGACUUACCCUACAAGAGCAUGUUCAUCAACAUGCUUUCUCAUUCUCCUGUGGAGUAACCAAGACUGGUAUAGAAGAGGAAGCGUCGGUCUGGUAAUACUGUGGAUUUAUGCCAGUUUUCAUUUUAAAUAACCGAUUUGGAUUUAAUGAUUUCUUCUAUUUUAAUAUCCAUAAUAUUGACGCUCACAGCCUGCAGUCCGAAUUGGGCAAGUGUGAGGUGGCCAUGAGGAUGCUAUACAUCAUGGCUGACCAUCUGGAGUGUCUCAACUACACUUUGUACAGAAAUACGUCUUUAUCCAUACAUCACAAAACCCUAUAAACUGCCAAACAAGGGAAUAUAACCUUGGUAUCUCGCCAUCUUUGCAUCUCUUCCCCUCACUGCUUUCAAACCAAUGCUACAUUAUUUAUAUCAUGGGAUGCAUGAAAUCCAAGCACCGCGACCCCACUCAGAACUCCAGCUCAUCGGAGAAAGUGGAUGGCAAGCCAGGAAAGCAAGGAGAGAAAGCAGUUCUAGUUUUCUCAGAGAUUGGCUCCAUGGAGGACCCGGGAUGGGUCAAUCCGGUGCUGCUGGACUAUGCCCAGAGACUCUCAGUGGAAAUUGUGGCCCGGGCAGUACAACAAUGGGCUGAGGUGGACAGCCGGUACAGUGACAUCCCCUACAUUGAGUGUGAUGUGCCAUAACGUUUCAACUGGAUGAAAUAAGAUUGGAUUGACCUGGCUCACACCCCUCCUGUAUGUAAAGGAGAGCUUUCAGAUAGACAACUUCAGGCCAGUGGAGGAUCAUGUCAUUUUGGGAAGCUGUUCUUUUGAUCUCUGAAAACCUCUUUUUUUAUACCAAUUAAGGAUUCACAUUAAAUAUUCAGCCAUUUUUUGUUUUUACACAUUAAAAGUUAAAUUUAGGGUCCUGUUUUCGUAACUAAGAGCUGUUAUACCACAAGAC